Mauremys mutica (yellowpond turtle) is the source of this 552-nucleotide messenger RNA. Its product is annotated as E3 ubiquitin-protein ligase TRIM39-like. Lineage: Eukaryota; Metazoa; Chordata; Testudines; Geoemydidae. Gene Ontology annotation, molecular function: protein binding. The transcript has a single exon. The record is from RefSeq and is a predicted model, not a curated record. The annotation marks the transcript as partial.
ACUCUGGAUCCAGACACGGCUCAUCCCAGCCUCGUCCUGUCUGAGGAUCGGAAAAGUGUGAGACACGGAGACAAACGCCAGGAUCUGCCCGACAACCCUGAGAGAUUUGAUAGAUAUCCCAUUGUCCUGGGCACUGAGGGGUUCACGGGCGGGAGGCGUUACUGGGAGGUGGAGGUGGGAGACAAGAGGAGAUGGGACCUGGGGGUUUGUAGGGAAUCUGUGAGCAGGAAGGGGAAGGUCACAUACACACCUGAGGAUGGAUACUGGGUCAUGCGGCUGAGGUAUAGGAAAUACAAGGCCUGCACCUCCCCGAGGACCCCCCUCCCUGUAAGCGUCAUGCCCAGCCGGGUGGGGAUUUUCCUGGACUAUGAGGCGGGCGAGGUCUCGUUUUACAAUGUGACUGACAGGUCCCAUCUCUUCACUUUCACUGGCACCUUCCCCGGGAAGGUCCGCCCUUAUUUCAGUCCUGGUCUCAUUGCUGGGGCUACAAACGCGGCUCCCCUGAUAAUCUGCCCGGUCCCAGCUCAGACCGGAGGGAAUCUCGGUCCCUGA